Messenger RNA from Motacilla alba alba, 2576 nucleotides. RefSeq names its product coiled-coil domain containing 134 (gene CCDC134). The record is from RefSeq and is a predicted model, not a curated record. Lineage: Eukaryota; Metazoa; Chordata; Aves; Passeriformes; Motacillidae. The transcript is spliced from 7 exons. Bases 139 to 828 code for a protein of 229 amino acids.
UGUCUGGGAAGCGUGGCAGUGUCCCUCUCACACAUUGGAGAUUGAAAUGAGAAGAUACAGAGCACAGAGCAGAAGAACAAAGCAAGAAUCUAGGAGGAGACCCCAUCCUGCCAUUCCUUCCCAGCUGCAGUGGCCAACAUGGAUUUUUUCAUCGUCUGUCCCUUUCUGCUGGCCUUGCUGCUGUCCCAGGGCAGCUUCACAGACCUGGAGAAACAGAGAGUAGACUCUGGCUUGGAAAUCUAUAAGAAGCUGUUUGAGGUGAAGCGCAAGGACCAGAUGAAUGCUCUGAAGAACUUGAUUGAGCUCAAUGACGUCAACCAGCAGUACAAAAUCAUUGACAUCAUGCUCAAGGGACUCUUCAAAGUGCUGGAGGACUCCCGUGCUGUGCUCAUCGCUGCCGAUGUGCCUCCUGAUGGGCCCUUCCCUCAGGAUGAGAAGAUAAAGGACGCAUACUCCCAUGUGGUGGAGAACACCGCCUUCUUCGGGGACGUCGUCCUGCGCUUCCCCAAGAUUGUGCACCACUACUUCGACCGCAACUCCAACUGGAACAGCCUCAUCCGCUGGGGCAUCGGCUUCUGCAACCUGACGGGUGUGUUCGAGCAGGGACCCCACUCCCAGGUCCUGAGGCUGAUGGCUCAGGAGCUAGGAAUCAGUGAGAAAUCACCCGAUUACCGCAAUCCCUUUAAAACGGACCAGUCAGAGUUUUUCCCCAGUGCUGACACCUUUCAGAAGGCCCUGCGGGAUGAGGAGAAGAGGAGGAAAAAGGAAGAGAAGCGGAAGGAGAUCCGCAAGGGCCCACGCAUCUCCCGCUCACAGUCGGAGCUGUAGCACGCUGGGACUUGUGCCUUGGAGUGGGGGUGACACCACUGGGACACAGAGUGGCUUUCUCCCUUUUCGGCAGCUUUGGGCCGGUGCCUGGCCGUUCCCUUUCCAUUUGUGCUGUGGGUUUUGUUUUGUUGCCUCUCGUUUUUGUUCAGUGGAGGUUGCGUGGUGGUGCUGGUGGGUUGGCCCGAAGGGGCUCAAGUGGGAUACCCCUUCCACAGAGGUAAAGCACAGACAGGACAGCACUGGGGCCAUCCCCUGGUCAGGGUGUUGCUGCCUGUGGGGAAGUAGGGUGUGGGGGACAUGCCUCUGGUGGAGCCCAGGGAUCCCUCCUCACUGCAGCAUACCGCACACUGAAGGUGCCUCCUCCAACACGGGUGGGCUGGGGAGUGCGUCACACCAAACAGCCUCAUGAGCAAUGCUGCUUCUCUCAGUUUUGCUUUUCGUUGAGCUAAACGGGUGAUCUCAUUGGCACCCCCCACUGGGUUCUACCUGGUCUCUGCGCAGCUGCUACCUCUGCCAGAUCAGACCUUCCCUUUUCCCAGCGGCUGUUCCACCGAGCAACGUGUGUUUCAUUGCCCAGAUGUAGUUGAAAAUGCCGAUGGCAGCUGUUCCUGGCUGAUGGCAUCUCAGGGCCACCGCAGGUUAUUCCUGCAGGGAGGCAAAUGCCCGGUGAAUUUUUGGACAGGCGGAAUUUUGGUACUUGGCCUCUUUGCAGCCAGUGCGUGGCUGUAGUGCAAGUGAUGCUGAAGAUGCUGGGGAGCCGGCCCUGAGCAGCUGAGAGCCUGUCCUGCAGCCCGUGCCCCAUCCCUUCUCUUUGGGGCUCAUCCUCUCUAAAUGAGUCCCCGAAGCCCCUUGUCAGAGGACAGCCAGACAAGAGCAUGUGGCAAUAGCAGGGCCGAAGUAGGGAGGGAGCAGCUUGAGGGGCUGCAACCCUCCAUGGGUGUUGGCUGCCAUGGGGACAGAGGCGAGGGCAUGGCCCAGGACCCGACACAACCAGGCUGUGAUUCCUCUCCUGUGCCGAUGGCCUCGCAGCAGAGCAGGCUGUUGCAGAGGGCUUUCCCCGAGGAUGCCAGUUCUCUGUGUCGGGCUGGCAGCAUCGCAGCCUUUGAGGAAAGGGAAAUGUCUCCGAUUUUUUAACAGCAGAGCCAAGUCCCUCCAAUGAGGGGAGGGGGUGACAAUGGGCACGUUUGGUUUUUCUUGAAUAAAAUAGACUUUAUUUUUUUUUUGUAAGUAGAAGAAUCCUGGCUCUCGCUCCCGUUCCUGGUGGGAGCGGGUGUACGCCAGAGAGCGUCGAGGUUGGCCCCCUCAGGACGUGAGGGUCCGUGGGCGCUGCGGAAGGAAGGACAAACCCCGUGCUCUAUCUACCGCCGCCUUGCAGCUGGCUUUCCGCCGCCCAUCCCGGCGGCAUCCCGGGACGCGAGCCCUGCCCGGGCCGCGUUUCCCGUGGGCGGCGAAGGCGGCGGCGUCGGUGCCGCUCCCACGCGCGGCGCUGCCCCGCCCCCUCAUGAAUAUUCAGCGGCGGGGGCGGGGCGGGCUAUGCUAAUCGCAGCUGCUGAUCGCUGACGCGCCAUCACACCACGCGCCGCCGCGGCCGCCGAUUGGCCGGGGACGACCUGGUCUCAUUGACAACAAACCGCGGGGGGCGCGCGCGCCCGGGCCGCGGGGGCGGGGCCGCGGGCCGGCCCAAGAUGGCGCGGGGUCGGCGGCGCCCGCCGGCAGCGGCAGCAGCCUCCGCUUGAGCGCCCGGGGCG